Molecule: messenger RNA, 1832 nt
Organism: Xylaria bambusicola
Lineage: Eukaryota; Fungi; Ascomycota; Sordariomycetes; Xylariales; Xylariaceae
Exons: 1
Coding region: 128-1768 (546 amino acids)
Biological process (GO): positive regulation of transcription by RNA polymerase II
Molecular function (GO): DNA-binding transcription factor activity, RNA polymerase II-specific
Source: RefSeq, a predicted model, not a curated record
CCAUCCUCCUACCUACCUACAAUCACCAAAAAAGAAAACCAAAGCUGCUUGUCAAAUCAAUCUGGCAAGCUAGAAACAACAUAAUACCAAACACUCUAUUAUCUCCUCGGUUAACACUAUAGCCAACAUGGCUACCUGGGAAGAUCAACAAGUCACCCAGUUAGCGACACAGGUCAAGUUCGAGGCUUCCCCUGCCGAGUCCUUCCUGUCGACCCCUGGUGGCGAACUGUACCCGUCUCUAUUUGCCACAUCUCAACUCAACACAAUAGACCCCUCCGACAGCGUCAUGACUCCCGAGUCCAACUGCGGCGAUGAGAACAUGUCUGAUGCUGUCUCGCCGGCGCCGGUCGCGACGCCCGCAGCUACCCCAGCUGCCGAGGGCGAGAAGAAGCCCGUCAAGAAGCGGAAGUCCUGGGGCCAGGUCCUACCCGAACCCAAGACCAACCUUCCCCCAAGGAAACGAGCCAAGACGGAAGACGAGAAGGAGCAACGGCGCGUUGAGAGGGUUCUCCGGAACCGUCGUGCUGCCCAGUCCUCAAGGGAACGAAAGCGGCAGGAAGUGGAGGCCCUCGAGCAGCGCAACGCCGCUCUAGAGUCCGCCCUGCUCAACCAGCAAAAACAAAACCUGGCACUGAUGGAGGAGCUGGCCAAACUACGGAGAGGCGCCGGCGUCGUUAGCCGAAGCUCGACGCCGCUUGAUGCUUUCCAGCCCUCCCCCCUUACCCUCUCCCAGCCUCUCUUCCAACAGUCCGCCGAUGGCGCUACACAACCUCAUCCCGGUGUGAUGGAAGACUUUAUUCUCAUGCCCUCUGAACAAGACGGGACUGUAGAUGGCACUGUAAACCCAGCCUCCAUCUCCCCCGAGCUCAACCCCAUUGCCGAUUCAGAAAUGAAGACAGCAUCAACUACUACUACAACCCAGACAGAAACCGUGACGGCUCCAUCGACCGUGGCGACUACUUCCUCUGACGUGACACAACAUCCAGCAGCGGUGUUGUGCGACCUGCAGUGUCCGUCAGUGGAAGCAUCGCCAUCGUGGCUGGCCAACGCGCAGACCUUACCCUUCCUGCAGCUACAAACGUUUCUGAUGGCCUCUUCGGUGCUGAUUUCAGCCUGUUGCCGGCCUCUGACAUUGAUCACUGGGGCCCUCAAGACCAACUUAGCCCUUCAGCCGACCCCGUCGGUUUUGAGUACAAUCAUUUGGCUAGUGACGCUACCCCCGAACUUCCGGAAUUUGACAUCAAUCAGUUCCUCAGCGACGACGUCAGCGGCGCAUCCGGCGCGACCGCGAUCCACGACUCAGUCGUCCAAGAUCCCGAGUCCACUUUCAGCUUCUUCGACUUUGAGAAUCAAGUCUCUACAGAAACUUUUAACCAGCAGCCCCAUCCUGGCGCGUCCACUAAUGGAUGCGACGAUGGGGUUCUUGCGGUUGGUGUCUGAAAGACGUGAUGAUCGGGUCGACGAACUGGCAAAUGGAUCCCCGGGUAUCAAGGGAGAUCAGAGCCGAGGACCGCUGAUGUGGCCAAAAGGCACCAGCUUACCGUCCCGCGAGGUACUGCUCACACUAUUGUGGGCUCUUAGAGUCGAAGAACGAAAACUACUACGUUCCCAGGAGGCGAACAAUGCCUCCUCGCCUAGUUCUCGAUCCGGAUCAUUCGUCCUUCAGGGGAAGGCAUCAACAAACCAAAAUGUAUUAUGGGUGGGUGGUAAACGGAAGGGUGAUAAUACGGUUAGUAACGGUGGGAAGCGGGUCUGUCUUGGUUUAUAACGGACGGGUCAAAAGGAAUUCAGCAUUGGCGUCUAGGAUCGUUGGGUGACCAAACAAUGGUACC